CCUAGGAAAAUUAAAACCUCUAAAACCCCGACAGUUCGGAGUCUCAGAGCUCAAUAGGUUUCUAUGAGUUUGCAUUGAGAAUUUGAUAGAAACUUCUGAACUGACAACCCUAGAUUUUGGUUGGCUUCCAAUGGCGUCUCUUCUUCACCGUCUCGGCAAAGGCCGAACUUGUUAUACGCAGUUCUCCAGAAUAGGUAGGAGCUUAGCUUCUGAAGCAACAGCAAUGUAUGGAAAACCCCUCCAGCUUCCUCUCCAAGCUAGAUGGAUGUCGACUCCUGCUGGAACUGUUACCGGAUUUGAUGAGAUGAUAAAAGGAACACAGAGGAAGUUCUAUCUAUUAGGCGGGAAGGGAGGUGUUGGGAAAACAAGCUGUGCUGCCUCCCUUGCAGUAAAGUUUGCUAACCAUGGCCACCCCACCAUAGUUGUCUCCACCGACCCUGCUCACUCUUUGAGUGAUUCUUUUGCUCAGGAUCUAACUGGAGGGACUCUUGUUCCUGUUCAAGGAGUGGAUUCUCCUUUGUUUGCUCUCGAGUUAAACCCCGAGAAAGCAAAGGAAGAGUUUCGAAAAUCUCAAAAGGCGGGUAAUGAUGGGGUGAAAGACCUUAUGGAUGGUAUGGGCCUUGGCAUGCUUUCCGACCAGUUUGGGGAUCUGAAACUUGGGGAGUUGCUAGACACUCCUCCCCCUGGGUUGGAUGAAGCUAUAGCAGUUUCCAAGGCAUGCCAAUCUCUUAUAUACAUUUUCUUCUCUUUUUCUUUCCAGGUUUUGCAAAUCACAGAAUCUGAAGAAUAUAGUAAAUUCACUCGCAUAGUCUUUGACACUGCGCCAACGGGCCAUACACUCCGGCUUCUAUCUCUACCAGACUUCAUGGAUGCAUCUAUAGGCAAAAUGCUGAAGCUGAAGGAAAAGUUGUCUUCAGCAACUUCUGCACUCAAGUCUAUGUUUGGCAAAAAUGAUGGACAGAAGCAACAACUCACUUCAAACAAGCUGGAGAAAUUGAGAGAGAAAAUGUACAAAGUUAGAGACCUUUUCCGUGACUCGGAUUCCACGGAGUUCAUCAUCGUCACAAUUCCAACUGUUAUGGCAGUGAGCGAAUCAUCGAGGCUGCAUGCAUCCUUGCUGAAGGAGAGCAUUCCUGUUCAUAGGCUUGUUGUUAAUCAGUUGUUGCCUCCAUUAGCCACAGAUUGCAAGUUCUGUGCAAUGAGAAGGAAGGAUCAGGCACGUGCGUUGGAUAUGAUACAGAAAGAUCCUGGUCUCGACAAGUUGAGAUUAGUGGAGGCACCCUUGUUCGACGCAGAGAUCAGAGGCGUUCCCGCUCUAAAGUUCAUGGGAGACACGGUUUGGAAAUAAUCGCCAACAAGUUGAGGGGAACUGAGAAAGAGUCAAGUCAAUAGCGUUGUUUAUAGUCUUGCAGCAUAGAGGAACAUUUUGCUUCCUUUUUUUUCUCUUCAAUACAGUAAACUAAGAAUGUGUUGGUGUCUUGCUUUCGUUUAAUUCAUAUCAAUUCAUGCUUUCAUUUCUUCACCG
Molecule: messenger RNA, 1525 nt
Organism: Linum tenue
Lineage: Eukaryota; Viridiplantae; Streptophyta; Magnoliopsida; Malpighiales; Linaceae
Source: the annotation of a GenBank genome assembly